AUGCCGCGACGGAGACGGGAUCGAACGUUUACUUGCGAUGAGCAGCGGCCACAUUGUCGGGCUUGCCAGAGACUUGGCCAUCUAUGUGAUGGUUAUGGGGCUAAGCUAGUCUGGAUAGAAGAUAAGGAUCAGCCAUACAGGUCCGAUGGCCGUCGGUACAUUGACUGUGACGCUACAUGGGCAGAUCAUGCAAUCCUUGAUUCAGAACUAGUAGAUCAACUUAUAUAUGGUUGCGAUCCCGAGUGCGCCGAAGAAGUUUUCAACAGCAGUAGCACCCAGCCUACAUUCAACCCAUUUGGCUCCUUUCGCGCGUUGGUGAAUAAUGCUGAUCACCCACCUGGUUUGCUGUCGAAUGCAUAUAAACUGUUAACCAUUGAUCCCACGGACCCAUCCAGCUCGAGCAGCGAGGCCCGAUUUCUGUUCCAUCAUUAUACUAAUCAUGUAUCCACCAUGAUGAUUCCGCUUUUUCAUCCCCGUAAUCCCUGGUAUUCUUAUUAUCCAGCAGUGGCGCGUUGCUACGAAACAUCUGAACAAAGGGCACUUUACAAUGCCAUGUUAUCACAUGCAGCUUACAACUUGGCUGGACUAGCCAGCUUGCCAGACAAGAUGGUUUUGCUUGCAACUGAAUAUUACACAAAUGCAAUCGAACAGCUGAAAUCUAGCCUGCGAAGACAAAAUCCUGACUAUGGUGGAACAUUGGCGGCUGUAAUGACUCUGUGCAUGGCCGAGGUGUAUAGCGGGAGACCUGGAACUUGGAGACUACACCUCAGUGGUGCUUGGUCACUGCUUCGUGAAUAUAGCAAAAAAGAGCCCUGGACAGACUCGGAUUUUGCCUGCUGCUCGACACAGAGCCUAUGUAUCACUAAAAUAAUCGCCGAUACCGGGAAGGGCCAUAAAGGCACUGCUGGGAUUGACGACUCUUGGACGAGGAUACCUUUUUUAGAUUGGCAACCAUUCGGUAGCCUUGGAAACUCUAGCACAUCCAUCAUGGACGACGAUGAAGCCGAGCGUUCUCUGAUUUCCCGUGUCUCGUCUACGCCCGGAUUCGGAUUCACCAUUGGGUCCACAGACUCUCUGUUGGCGUGUAUUUCGGUCAUCACUAUCGCCGGUAAAAAGAUGAGAGCGAAAAGUUCGCACACUCAACAACAAGCCGAUUUCAUAGAUGAAAUACUCUCCAAGGUCUUUUCUUGUCUAGACAAAUGUAAAGAAGAGACCACAUAUAAUAUUCGUGACCCGUUUGAUGAACUUCAUGAUAUCAAAUCUCAGAUCCUCGCAAAUCACCAACGAGAGGCUUUUAUUUCUGCAACAUAUAUCUACCUUUACAGAGUUCUAUUCGACCUUCCGCCAUACAGUGUAAGGAAAUAUGUUUCUGAAGUUUUGUUACGAAUAUCGGCUUUUCAUUCAGAAAGCGACGGAAACCUCUCAAUCUGGCCUGCAUUCAUUGCUGCGGUUGAAGUCUACACACCGGAGGACAUUGCUCUCGCACGGAAUUGGCUGGAUCGCACCAUCAUGUUUGGGAUUGGCAGUCGAGUUUGUGUCCGUAGGCUUGUGGAAGAAAUCUGGAAGAGGCGAGAUGAAGCGGCUGAUGAGUUGGAAAUUGAUAAAGGCUUGAUAUCCAUUGACUGGCGAGCAGUCAUGGAAGAAUUGGGCAUGGACAUACUCCUCGUAUAA
Messenger RNA from Talaromyces rugulosus, 1671 nucleotides. RefSeq lists its product as uncharacterized. The coding region runs from base 1 to 1671 and encodes 556 amino acids. The record is from RefSeq and is a predicted model, not a curated record. Gene Ontology annotation, cellular component: nucleus. Gene Ontology annotation, biological process: positive regulation of transcription by RNA polymerase II. The transcript is spliced from 4 exons. Gene Ontology annotation, molecular function: zinc ion binding; DNA-binding transcription factor activity, RNA polymerase II-specific; transcription cis-regulatory region binding. NCBI's taxonomy places the organism in Eukaryota, Fungi, Ascomycota, Eurotiomycetes, Eurotiales, Trichocomaceae.